Molecule: messenger RNA, 2973 nt
Organism: Cutaneotrichosporon cavernicola
Lineage: Eukaryota; Fungi; Basidiomycota; Tremellomycetes; Trichosporonales; Trichosporonaceae
Gene: PKH1
Exons: 6
Coding region: 1-2973 (990 amino acids)
Biological process (GO): intracellular signal transduction; peptidyl-serine phosphorylation
Molecular function (GO): ATP binding; protein serine/threonine kinase activity
Source: RefSeq, a predicted model, not a curated record
AUGGCCGCCACCGCUGCCUCCCCGGCUGGCACCCCUCCGACGCCGCCCUCUGGCCUGCCUGCCUUUGCGCGCGUGACCUCGGCAUCGCUUCUUCAACGCAACGCCUCGACGUCGUCGUCGAUCUCGACCACAACUUCCGAGUCAUCCUCAUCGCUUGUCGCAGUGCCUAUUCGUCCUCCACCAAUUCAAACACGCACGGCCGCCACUCCCGAGGCACAGCUUCCCAGCGAUGCCGGGGCCGACUACAGCGAGCCAGAGCCUGCGGGAAUGUAUGGGGGAAGAGGCUUCGCGCGCAACGGCCCUCGAAUGGCGCGACAAGCAACCGAUCCCCCGCGUUCAAUCGGGACAAGUGGGCGGCAAACACCGUCCAUCAUCACUUGCAACACGGGACGCUCCCCAUCAGUCCCCCGGAAUCUCAGUCCCACUACACCUCGCGCAACGCGCCUUCCUCUUCCCGAAUCUAUGAUGACAGGUGCGCCCCAUUCGCCACAAGCGUUGCGCGUCACUGUCGCAGACGAUGACGGCCCCGGAACACCUGCGCGCCCCCAACAUACGAGCUCUAGCCCAGGUACACCGACUACACUGCGCGGUAUCCCCAAGUCGCGUAACCAGAGUAUGGACAGCAGCCACGCUGCCCUGUCGGAACGCGAGAGGCGCCAGAGCCAGCUGUCAACGCAGUCGAGCGGCUCGGCCGCUUCGAGGAGACCUUCAAGGAGAGACUACAUCUUCGGCGACGAGCUCGGGCGUGGGAGCUACAGCACUGUUGUACUCGCGACGGCUGCAGCAAAUGGGGCCCUCUCCGCGAGCCCCCGUGGCCAUGCCCAGCAAUUUGCGAUCAAGAUCAUGAACCAGGCGCAUCUCAUCCAGGAGAAGAAGGCCAAGUACGCCCACAUCGAACGAGAUGCCCUUAUUCGGCUUUCUCUCCCCAGGUCAUCAAUGUCUCCGACCGCCCGCGCUGGUCACCGCCGCGGCCUGUCUAAUUCAUCGUCCACGGGUGGCGGACCCAAUCGCAAGAGUGGACCCCAUCAUUUGCGCGCUGACAGUGGUGGUGGCUCAUCUGCGGUCACGAUGAUAGCGUCGCCUUCGGGCGGGCUGCGUGAUCGACCCCUUGCCAUUGCCGACUCUCCAACGACGGGCACAAUCCCUCUUUCGCCUCUCCUGACAUCUGGCCGCCUCGGGACGCGCACAAACGAGCCGCUAGAGAUCUUGGAGGACUCGCCUCGCAGCAAACCGCCUUCACCUGUCAAGGAAGAAUCCAGUGACGGCCAAUCGGAUGGAGGAACUGCAUCGGAGCCUCUCCAACUUCACCCAAGAAGGGAGGGCUCGACCGACCAGGACUCCAUGCGCAUGCGCACCCCGCGCAAACGCCGGCAGUCCCUUGCGCCAUCUGAGCGUAGCGCGCGCAGUUCCAAGUCGGUGACUGGUGGCCAGCAAGUGUUUGGCCACCCGGGAAUUAUCAGGUUAUACUGCACGUUUGCCGAUAAGACCAGUGUCUACUACGUCCUCGAGCUCGCUAGCAACGGCGAACUGGCCGCUGUGAUUCGCAGGUACGGCUCACUGGACCUCACCUCGACGCGCUAUUAUGCGGCACAGCUCAUCGAUACUCUCGAGUUCAUUCAUGAACGCGAGAUCAUCCAUCGUGACGUCAAGCCCGAGAACCUUCUCUUGGACAACGAGAUGCGCCUCAAAGUGACGGAUUUUGGCAGUGCGAAGAUCCUUGGCAGGAAAGAGGAGCCCACCGAGACCAGCAAGCGCUCGUUUGUUGGAUCUGCAGACUAUGUCAGCCCAGAGGUGCUGCGUAGUGAGCCCGCGACCUUUGCCUCCGAUAUAUGGGCGUUCGGAGUGGUUCUCUUCGACUUCAUCACCGGCAAGUCGCCAUUCCGGAGUGCAACCGAAUUCCUCACCUUCCAGAAGGUGUUGAAGCGCGAGCUCGAGUUCCCAAAAGGUUUCGACCCUGCUGCACGCUCACUAGUUGAGCUCUGCCUCGAUCUCGAGGCGAGUGGCCGGCCUAACCCCCAAGAGAUCAAGACCCACCCGUUCUUCGCCGGCGUGGACUGGAACAACAUCUGGUCUGCGCCUGCACCCAAGAUCACGACCGGCAUGACUUUACCGCAGAAGACGCUCGCGCAAGUCGCGCUGGACUCGGACGUUUGGGCGGCGUUUGACGACGAUGAGUCGGACGGCGAGUUUGGCGACCACAGCCAGGAGCCUCAAUAUAAUCGCUUCGCUGCAGCUGAAGCAGUCCAAGCGGUGGACUUCCCUGAUGAAGAGUUAGAUCCACCGCGCCCAGCCUGGCUCGAGGAAGAAGUAGGCCCUCGACCACCUCGCCAGCCCAAACCUCGCGGUUGGUCGACGAGCUCCAGCUCAAGUGGUGGGCGCCUCAGCGGACUGCUUGACACCAUGGGCAUCAAUCCCACCUUUGCACACCGGGCGGGAUCGGGGCGCGUCAGUCGCACCAGUGAUCGCGGAUCGUACGACGAUCGCAGUCCAUCUCAAUCGCGUACCAGUUCACCCGAGGCCAGAUACCGCGGCGUGGCGCACACGGACAACAGCCGAUGGAUGCCGCUCCUCGUCGCAAACGAGAGAAUCGUCCUGUCGACGGGCAUGUCCAUCAAGCCUACCAGCGCAGUUCCUCUGCCCUCGUUCCUGCUGCCGUCAGCCAAGCGGCGCCAGCUCAUUAUGACCGAUCUUCCUCGUCUCCUGGCGGUCAAGGAUGACCCAGAGACAGGCGAGCCGAGGGUCAAGACCGAGUUCCAAUUUAUUUCUCACCCUAUACCGAGUCACAUGAAGGCCGUCGUCUACAACCACGGCGGCGCAGACCGGGACGAAUCGGCCAUCCAAUACGUCCUUGAAGUUCAGGAGAAGGGCAGCAAGCUGUUUGUCAUCCAGACAGCGACUCAAGCUUUCACUUGCAUCGCAGACACCGGCGACAUACGGGCCGCGUGGAUGCACACCCUGCGUCGAGCGGUAUAA